AACGACUGAAGGAGGACGGCUGGGAGUCGCAGCCCGGGAUUGUAAAUAAGACCGCUAAAACUGUGUUUUAUUUACAAAAGUAAUGCCGGCUGUUUAAGAGACCGUUCCCAGUUGUUUUUAAUCGGUUUUUUAAAGUUUUUUUGGCUCUAUUUCUCGCCUAUUUCCGUGUGUUUUUUACACGUAUAAUGGCGAGCUCGGCUAACUCGAACCCAGUGCCUAAACUCUACAAGUCGGUGAUCGAGGAUGUGAUCAACGACGUGCGGGAGCUGUUCCUGGAUGAGGGGGUGGACGAGCAGGUGCUGCUGGAGCUGAAGACGCUGUGGGAAAACAAGCUGUUGCAGUCCAAGGCCGUGGAGGGCUUCCACACGGAGGAGCAGGCCGCCCUGCAGGCCGCCCAGCAGCAGGUCCAGCAUCAGGUCCAGCAUCAUGUCCAGCAUCAGGUCCAUCAGGUCCAGCAGAUCCAACAGGUCCACCAUAUGACUCAGCCGGCUCAGGCCCAGCAAGUCAUUCUGCCGCCUCAGCAGCAGCAAGGCCGGUCGGCCCUGGCUCACGGCACUGCUCCCCAGCAGCAAGUUAUUGUUCAAGACUCAAAGAUUCUUCAGCACAUGAGCGCCACAGGGAUGAGUGCAGCAGCGACAGCAGCAACCCUGGCUCUGCCCACAGGGGUCACCCCAUACCAGCAGCUCAUCACCAGCCAAGGUCAGAUCCUGCAGGUGGUCCGUGCUCCCAACGGGGCGCAGUACAUCAUCCAGCCCCAGCAGCAGAUCCUCCUGCAGCAGCAGAUGCAGCCCGGCGGCGUGCAGGCGCCGGUCAUACAGCAGGUCCUGGCUCCUCUGCAGGGAGGCCUGCCCCAGCAGACCGGCGUCAUCAUCCAGCCGCAGCAGAUCGUCUUAGCUUCGGGAAACAAAGUCCAGGGCAACACGCAGGUGAUGCAGGCGGCAGGUCUGGCGCAGCAGCCCAUUCAGGCAGCAACGGCUCAGAUCCAGCAGGCCCAGCUGGUCCAGCAGGUCCAACAGAUCCAGCAGGUCCAGCAGGUCCAGCAGAUCCAGCAGGUCCAACAGAUCCAGGGCGCAGCUGCACCACAGGUCCCACCGCAGCCGCAGGCCCAGCCGCAGGCCCCCAUGAUCCUUCAGGCGGACGGCGCCGGAGACACCUCCUCAGAGGACGACGAGGACGAGGAGGAGUAUGAUGAAGAUGAAGAGGAGGAGAAGGACAAGGGCGGGGGCGAGGACGGCCAGGUGGACGAGGAGCCCCUGAACAGCAGCGAUGACGUCAGCGACGAGGAGGACCAGGAGCUGUUCGACACGGAGAACGUGGUGGUGUGCCAGUACGACAAGGUGAGGAGGGCGGCCGGUGUAACACGUCUGUUUGUUUACCGUCGGUCCGUUACCCGUCUCAGGCGCCGUCACACCGGACGAGGCUUUUAAAAGAGCAGCCGCUCCAAAAACGCGCCGGGCAAAACAGCGCCGUGCGGCGAACACCACCGUCUAUUCCGCUAAUUGUGUCUCGAUGGCGAGCGCUUUG
Pseudoliparis swirei is the source of this 1524-nucleotide messenger RNA. It is a transcript of the gene gtf2a1, whose product is annotated as general transcription factor IIA, 1. Gene Ontology annotation, biological process: transcription by RNA polymerase II; transcription initiation at RNA polymerase II promoter. NCBI's taxonomy places the organism in Eukaryota, Metazoa, Chordata, Actinopteri, Perciformes, Liparidae. Gene Ontology annotation, cellular component: transcription factor TFIIA complex. The record is from RefSeq and is a predicted model, not a curated record. The transcript has 9 exons. The coding region runs from base 186 to 1427 and encodes 413 amino acids.